UCCUAUGCAGGGAAGUACGUGCCAGCCAUUGCCUACUACAUCCAUUCCCUCAACCCUGUGCAGGAGUUCGAGAUCAACCUGAAAGGAAUCGCCAUCGGAGAUGCAUAUUCUGAUCCUGAGUCAAUUAUAGGGGGCUAUGCAGCUUUCCUAUAUGAAAUUGGCUUGCUGGAUGAGAAGCAGAAAAAGUACUUCCAGAAGCAGUGCAAUGAAUGCAUACAGCACAUCAGGGAGCAGCACUGGAUUCAGGCCUUUGAAAUACUGGAUAAACUACUAGAUGGCGACUUAACAAGUGAUCCUUCUUACUUCCAGAAUGUUACAGGAUGUACUAAUUACUAUAACAUUUUACAGUGCAUGGAACCUGAGGACCAAACUUACUACAUGAAAUUUUUGUCACUGCCAGAAGUGAGACAGGCCAUCCACGUGGGAAACCGGACUUUUAAUGAUGGUGCUGUAGUUGAAAAGUACUUGAGAGAAGAUACGGUAAAGUCCGUUAAGCCAUGGUUAACGGAAAUCAUGAAUAAUUAUAAGGUUCUUAUCUACAAUGGCCAACUGGACAUCAUUGUGGCAGCUUCCCUGACUGAGCGCUCCUUGAUGGCCAUGAACUGGAAGGGGUCCCAAGAAUACAGGAAGGCGGAAAAAAAAGUUUGGAAGAUCUUUGAAUCUGAUAAUGAAGUGGCUGGUUAUGUACGGCAAGUGGGUGACUUCUAUCAGGUGAUUGUUCGAGGUGGAGGACACAUUUUACCCUAUGACCAGCCUCUGAGAUCUUUUGACAUGAUCAAUCGAUUCAUUUAUGAAAGAGGAUGGGAUCCUUAUAUUUGAUAAACUACUGUCUUAAAAGAAAACAUCAGAUGUUUUCAUCUUUGGGGAAAAAAAUUAAAAACAAUAUGUCAAAUAAGAAGAUUAUCUUUUUAUAUCUGCAAGAUGUUUCUCAUCAAUAAAAAUUAUCCUUGAAACAA
Carlito syrichta (Philippine tarsier) is the source of this 956-nucleotide messenger RNA. RefSeq names its product carboxypeptidase, vitellogenic like (gene CPVL). Gene Ontology annotation, molecular function: serine-type carboxypeptidase activity. NCBI's taxonomy places the organism in Eukaryota, Metazoa, Chordata, Mammalia, Primates, Tarsiidae. The transcript has 6 exons. Gene Ontology annotation, biological process: proteolysis. The record is from RefSeq and is a predicted model, not a curated record. The annotation marks the transcript as partial.